Melitaea cinxia (Glanville fritillary) is the source of this 1548-nucleotide messenger RNA. RefSeq names its product esterase FE4-like (gene cce-3). The record is from RefSeq and is a predicted model, not a curated record. Lineage: Eukaryota; Metazoa; Arthropoda; Insecta; Lepidoptera; Nymphalidae. The transcript is spliced from 3 exons. The coding region runs from base 1 to 1515 and encodes 504 amino acids.
AUGAACCGGUAUAUGAGCAUACCAUACGCCACAAGCGAGAGAUUCCAGCAGCCCAAGGAACCCCCAACAUGGGAAGGAGUACUUCAUGCUGUUAAUCCCUUAGUUAGAUGCCCUCAAAAAGUUGCCUUCAUAAAAGCUGGUACCGAAGAUUGUCUCUACCUCGACGUUUAUGUGCCUACUUGGGCGAAACAAUCUCACAAGCUACCUGUAUUAGUUUUCUUUCACGGUGGAGCCUUUUUUAAGGGCAGCAAGGAAUUAUACAGUCCACAAUUUCUAGUCGUUAAGGGCGUGAUAGUAGUGACUGUUAACUACAGGUUAGGAGCACUAGGAUUUUUAUGUCUGAAUGAUAUUUCGAAUCUUGGGCUGAGAGAUCAAGUAGCAGCUUUAAAAUGGGUGCAGAAGAAUAUAGCUAAGUUUGGUGGUGCUCCAGAUAGCGUCACUAUUAGUGGACAAAGCGCGGGUGCAGCAACCUCAUCUCUGCACUUACUCUCCGAUUUAAGUAAAGGACUUUACCAUAGAGCGAUACUAAUGAGUGGAAACGCGUUUUCGACGUGGGCCUUCAACAUUGAACCUUUUACGACCGCAUUAGAGGACGCUAGGAAAAUAUCUCCAGCGAACACUGAAGGAGACGUAUACGAAAUAUUUGCUCAGGCAUCCGUGUCCACACUUUUAGACGCCACUUACGAUACCUCAGUAAACCCACGAUACUUCAAGUACUCGCCGUGUGUGGAUAACAAUUUCACUGAACCGUUUUUCAAGGGCACUCCAUAUGACAUCUUGAAAUCGGGACGGUUUAAUAAAGUUCCUGUAAUCGUAGGAUAUACGGACUUAGAGGGCGGGUUCUUUUAUAGAUUGUUAAGUGAGAGCUUAGUGAAAGACUUAAAUGAUAACUUCGUUGAUCGCCUACCUUGCGUUUUUAGUUGGUGUUCCGAAAAAGAUAAACAAAAAAUAGGUAAGCUGAUAAGGAAUCAUUAUUUCGGAAACGAAACUGUUGAUUACAAAAAAUCAGUUGAUAAUUUAAUAAAAUAUUACUCCGACUGGAUAGCGUAUGGUUCUAUGAACGCUUUUUCAAAAAUUAUGGUGAAAUACUCCGAUGCACCCGUUUACAAUUAUCAGUUCUCUUACGAAGGUUCUAGAAACAUCGGCAAAGCCAUUUCGGGAGCAAAUUACGAAGGCACCACUCACUCGGGGGAAUUGUUCUACAUCUUCCAACCCUUUGGAAUACCGCUCCCCGUGACAAAGAAUGAUGAAAUUUUGGUGAAGAGAUUUACAACAUUACUUGUUAAUUUUAUGAAAUUUGGAAACCCAACGCCGAACCAAACUGAAUUAUUGGAUGUCAAAUGGCCGGCGGCUACGAAAUAUAAAUCAAAUAUUUUCAUCCUAGAUAAAUAUCUGUCUGUGAUCGACCAGCCUCACGAGAAGCAGAGAGGAGAUUUCUUCUUAGAAAUGCUUUGUACUUACGGAAAACAGGGCUACGUUCCUUGUAAAAGUGCUGAAAUGUGCCAAAAGAAUUAGCUCAAUGUAAUAAAUUACGAAGAAAAUAUAAAA